This is a messenger RNA of Dromaius novaehollandiae (emu), 15693 nucleotides long. It is a transcript of the gene NSD1, whose product is annotated as nuclear receptor binding SET domain protein 1. The record is from RefSeq and is a predicted model, not a curated record. Gene Ontology annotation, cellular component: nucleus. Lineage: Eukaryota; Metazoa; Chordata; Aves; Casuariiformes; Dromaiidae. The transcript has 23 exons. Gene Ontology annotation, molecular function: protein binding; histone methyltransferase activity. Bases 185 to 8827 code for a protein of 2880 amino acids.
GGGGGCGCGCGCCGGCGGGAUGGCGGCGACGGGCGCGCGCAUGCGGGGGAGGGAGGGAGGGAGGCGGCGGAGGAGCACUGGCGGGGCCUGGCCGGGCCGGGUCGGCGCGUCUCCUUCUGGGCCCGCACCGGGGGCAGGCGGCGAGCCGGCCGCGGCGGCCGCAGGUUGAUGCCCGCGGCCCGGCAUGGAGCAGGCCUGCGAAGUGAGCCGCCGGAGCUGCCUCGUCCCCUUCGGCACCUCGCUGGCGGCCGCCGAGGCCAAGGGCGGCCCCUUCGGCGAGGGCCGCGGCCCCGAGCCGCCCGCCAUGCAGCUGGCCGCCGCGGCCGCCAAGCCCGUCUACGGCCAGGACCCCUCGUCUUGCUACAUCCCGCUGCGGCGGCUGCAGGACCUGGCCUCCAUGAUCAACGCCGAGUACCUCGGCGGCGCCGCCGACGGCGCUGAGGCCCUGCCCGACCCCGGCUCGCCGCCGCUGCGCGCCCCCGCCGCGCAGGACCCGGCGGGCGGCGCGGACUGCCCCGGCCUGGUGGCCGACGUGCCCCGCGGGGGCCUGGCCUUCCCUCUGCUCCUGCGGGACGGCGAGGAGGAGGAGGAGGAGGGCGCCGAGACGCCGGAGGAGGAGGAGGAGGAAGAGGAGGAGGACGACGACGACGAGGAGGAGGAGGAGGACGGGGAGGAGGACGCGGAGGAGGCCGAGCUGGCCGCGGCCGGCUCGCGGGAGCGCGGUGGCGUGGCGGAGCCGAGCCACGGCGGCGCGGGCCGCCCCGCGGGGCUGCCCGGCUGCCGGGACGCGGCGGCGCGGGAGCUACCCCCGCCGCCCUGCCCGCAGCGAGCGCCGGCGGCGCCGCCCGAGCCCCCGGGCAGCCCCGGCGCGCUGGGCAGCGCGGCCGAGAAGCCGGAGCCUUCGGCCACCGCCGCCCUGCAGCUCAUCCGAGCCAAGAAGAAACCUACUCCAGUGAAGUAUGAAGUUGGGGAUCUUGUUUGGGCCAAGUUCAACAGACGCCCAUGGUGGCCAUGCACAAUUUGUCAUGACCCAGUGCUGGACUGUCACUCAAAAAUGAAAGUUUCCAAUCGGAGACCAUACCGAGAGUACUAUGUGGAUGCCUUAGGAGAGCCUUCAGAGAAAGCCUGGGUUGCUGGAAAAGCUAUUGUCCUCUUUGAAGGAAGACAUCAGUUUGAAGAGCUGCCUAUUCUUCGGAGAAGAGGAAAGCAAAAAGAAAAAGGCUACAAACAUAAGGUUCCUCAAAGAUUUAUGGCUAAAUGGGAAGUCAGUGUUGGACAGGCAGAAGACGUUCUUCUCGGGGGGCCAGAGGAUCAAAAGUGCAGCCAGAACUCCAGCGAGCUGGACAGCGAGAAGGAAGCGCAGUUGGAAUACUAUGCCAAUGGCCCUGGAGCAGAAAGGGACAGGCAGCUGAAUGGUUGUUUUAAAUCCUUGGCGUUUGACUCCAGACACCCAGCCAGUGAGAAAGGAAAGUUGCACAUUAAGCCACACAUGAAAAAGAGCUCUGACAGUAGAAAAAGGACUAGAGUAAAAAAGAGUGGCACAAGAGGGGAAGCAUCUAGGGGAGAAAUCAAAGAAAAGACGUCAGAGAGCAUAGUUAGAAACAUGAUUGUUGGGGACCUACCAGAUAAACAUGCAUCUCAUGAACUUCGCCGCAUUGCAAGCAGCCUAACAGCAUCCAGUGGCCGCAGGGAAAACCAUUUGCUUUCCUCCUUUGGAGAAAGACGUUUUGAAAAGGCGACUUUGAAACCAGAGUAUGAGACUCGUAAAACUGAUACUCUGAAAAACACACUCCAGGGGGAUUUGUUUUCCAGUGCAUCUUUGGAGAGAGAGAAGAGCUCCCUGGGCAUUCUGUGCAGUUCCAAAUUACAAAUACACUAUUCCGCGUCUGAUACUGGUAUUGAGAAAAAGCAAACCGAAUCGGAUACAUCCUCUUCCCUCUCUGAUGAUGGAAACAGUGAUGUAGAUACCAUGGACCAAAGUUCGGAGAGAGCCUCUAGCACUCUUGAAGUUAGUGAUUCUUCAGAUAAAAUGGAGAAGGAGUUUCCUAUGACGUCAAGUGGAAACAUUAAGCUUUCCAUGUAUCUGUCUCAGAAGAGCAACAGAAGGGCCAGGAAGAAGUCACACAGAGAUCGCAAAUCUCUGGGAGGUUCAGUAGCCAGCAGACUUAAUGCUGAAUUUGCAGAUGGGGAGCUUGAAGGAGGCUCCCCUGAUGCUGAGAUGUCACUGAUGGCUCUUGAGUGCUCUUCAGACAUGAGAAAUGACAAUCUUUCCCUAGUAAACAAGCACACUACUCCCCAAAGUGUUUCCAAGGACAGCUCCUGGGCUGCUGUUCCAAAUCAAGCAAUCUUAAAACCGAAAAGCAUGAAACUGCCCCGGAUCAGGAGUAUAAAGUGUAAACAUAAAGAAAAAGUUGCUGGCUUGGAACCUUCUCUUGCAGAAGAGGAGCGUAGCGUGAAUUGCUGCUCUCCUGAUACCAAAGGUUUCUCUGGCCUUCAUAGAGAUUCUCUUCCUAAAAGUGGAAAAGUUGAUGGUCAGAAACUGUUAAACAACAUGCAUGAAAAAGCCAGGGAUUCUGCUGAAAUAGAAACGGCUGUGGUGAAACAUGUCUUGUCAGAGCUGAAGGAACUGUCUUAUCGGUCCAUAAAUGAUGAUGCUAGUGACUCUGGCACUCCGAAGGCCACAGUACCUUUACUUUUCUCUUCCACCUCUGGUCACAGUCGUUUACCUAUUGAGCCAGAUUACAAAUUCAGCACCUUGUUAAUGAUGUUGAAGGAUAUGCAUGAUAGUAAGACAAAAGAGCAGCAACUGAUGGCUACUCAGAAUAUGGUCCCAUAUCGAAAUACCAGUACGGCUGAUGGCUCUGGAAGCAAUUCUGCGAGUGGUCUGAAAUCUUUGGCUGUUGUAGGCCCCCCAUAUAAAAUAGAAAAAAAUGGUGAUUGUGUCCAGGAAACAGUAAAUCCAAACUCCAAUAUAAGCAACUCCUCAUUUUCACGCAAUCCUACAACCAAGUUAACGGGGAUUGGUACUAGCAAAAGGGAGCCCAUGAAUACUGCUGUUUCUGGGACAAAUGGCACAAAUUGUGUAUCCAAACGCAACUGUUCAAAAUCUAAGCAGCCAUCAAAACUUGGAAAUAAAACAGUUUCAAACAGAAAGGACUUAAAACCAGGAGGGCAAAGUAAGUUGUUAAGUCGGUUAUCCAGAGAUUCAGGAGAACAUGCAUUCCGUGUUCGUGGUUUGGUUACCAGUCCUCUAGGUAAUGAAGCAGAAGAUACUGCGAGGAAAGAGUCUGUUGAUUUAACAGAGCAUUCAACUGAUGAAGACUCUGCCUGUUUAUCUGAUGACAAUUUAGAUCGUAUUGGAAGGAGACCUGAACCUGGUAGAAAUAUUGAGAGCUGCAUUUCUGCUGAAAAUGGGGAGAGUCCAGACUUGGAUUCAGAGGCAAAUAGUGAGAGCUCUCUUGGUGAUGAGUCUAAUGAUAUGAAUCACGUAGCACCCAAAAAGCGAUGGCAGCGUUUUAACCAAAGCAGUGCUAGAUCCAAUAAGCACAUCAGUAGAUCUAGGGAACAAGGAAACUUGGAGAGUGCCUUUGGCCUGAAUUCUCGUGGCUUUUUGCUGAAGGGAAAAGAGUGCUUGGGACGUAGGCAUUCCUCUCAUUCGAAGGUGCUUGAGGGAGACCUAACAGAUCAGGACUAUGAGAAUCAUUUAGACUUAGUUGAGAAACGUUUGAAUGUAUGUGGUAAGCCAAACAACAGUGUGAUGGACUCAGAAACAGAGCUUGGCAACUUUGCUCCCCAGUCUGAAUUCUCUGCACAAGUACAUUCAGAGAGGAAACGCCUUAGAAAGCCAAGUAAACGGCUUCUGGAAUAUGCAGAAGAAUAUGAUCACCUAUUUGCACCCAAGAAAAAAUCAAAGAAGAGCCAGGAGCAAUUACAGAAGGUGAAUUCUGUGGUGAAGUCUGAACUUGAAGGAGGACUUCCUGCGCUUUGCAGUCCUGGAAACGAUGCCCAGCGAGGGCAGAGUCCUUUGGUUUCAACUCCAUCUUCAACCAAAGAGUCCCCUCCAAUCCUUGAAGCAGAGUGCUCCCUGUCAGAACUAGGAUCCCAUUCCACUGAUCCCACUGACCAACUUUUAGAAGAACAUUCGGACUUACCAGAGCUCGUGCUGUCUUCCUCAGAUGUUUCUGAAGUUUCUGCUUCUCCAGAAGCAGAGGAAAGAUUCCUGAAAACAGGAAACUUCGAAAGCAAGCGUCAAAGGAAGCCCACUAAAAAGCUUUUGGAAUCUAAUGAUUUGGACACUGCCUUUAUGCCAAAGAAGGAGGAGUGGACUCCCCCAAAGAAGGGCACUGGCCCUUCAGAGAGUGACAGCUCUGAGCUAUACUCUCCAGCCCACUUCUUGGACCUGGGAGAAGCUCCUGAAAAGCUCUUGGAGAAGCAGCGGAAGCGGAAGCGACAGCGCCAUCCCUCUGUUGCGAUGCACUCCAAGAAGGAGAGAAAUGAGGAAGGGCUGGGGGAGGCCCCACACUCUGAGGGGGAGACAUCAGUUCAUGGGACUGCUGCAAGCCCCAAAGAGGGUAAUGAAGAGGGGUCUGAGAAUGACCAUGGAGUGCCUUCGUCCAAAAAGAUGCAGGGGGAGCGUGGAGGAGGAGCAGCUCUCAAGGAAAACGUGUGUCAGAUCUGCGAGAAGCCAGGGGAAUUGCUGCUGUGUGAGGCGCAGUGCUGUGGUGCUUUCCACCUGCAGUGCCUUGGGCUCUCGGAGAUGCCAAAGGGCAAGUUCAUCUGCAAUGAGUGUUCCACAGGGGUCCAUACCUGCUUUGUGUGCAAGAGUAGUGGGGAAGAUGUAAAACGGUGCUUGCUGCCCCUCUGUGGGAAGUAUUACCAUGAGGAGUGCAUACAGAAGUAUCCACCCACGGUCAUGCAGAACAAGGGCUUCCGAUGCUCUCUGCACAUAUGUAUGACUUGUCAUGCUGCUAACCCAGCAAACAUCUCCGCAUCUAAAGGUCGCCUGAUGCGCUGUGUGCGGUGUCCAGUUGCAUACCACUCCAACGACUUCUGCCUUGCUGCUGGGUCCGUGGUCCUAGCCUCCAACAGCAUCAUCUGCCCCAAUCACUUCACUGCGCGGAGGGGCUGCCGCAACCAUGAGCACGUCAACGUCAGCUGGUGCUUCGUCUGCUCGGAAGGGGGCAGCCUUUUAUGCUGUGAGUCGUGCCCGGCUGCCUUUCACCGUGAGUGUCUAAACAUUGAGAUGCCAGAGGGAAGCUGGUAUUGUAAUGAUUGCAAGGCAGGCAAAAAGCCACACUACAAGGAAGUAGUCUGGGUGAAAGUUGGGCGCUACAGGUGGUGGCCAGCUGAGAUUUGCCAUCCCAGGACAAUUCCUGUCAACAUCCAGAAAAUGAAACAUGACAUUGGCGAGUUCCCUGUGCUGUUCUUUGGCUCCAACGAUUACUUGUGGACCCACCAGGCCCGUGUGUUCCCUUACAUGGAAGGUGAUGUCAGCAGCAAAGACAAGAUGGGGAAAGGUGUGGAUGGCAUAUACAAGAAAGCUCUUCAGGAAGCUGCAGUAAGAUUUGAAGAGUUGAAGGCACAGAAAGAACUGAGACAGCUUCAGGAAGACAAAAAGAAUGACAAGAAACCUCCUCCGUACAAACACAUCAAGGUAAACCGGCCAGUGGGUAAGGUGCAGAUCUUCACUGCAGACCUGUCGGAGAUACCACGUUGCAACUGCAAACCAACAGAUGAAAACCCAUGUGGCCUGGACUCGGAGUGCAUCAAUCGCAUGUUGCUCUACGAAUGCCAUCCCAUGGUCUGCCCUGCUGGGGAGCGCUGUCAGAACCAGUGCUUUUCCAAACGGCAGUAUCCCGAGGUACAAAUUUUCCGCACGCUGGCACGAGGCUGGGGCUUACAAGCCAAAACAGACAUUAGAAAAGGUGAAUUUGUUAAUGAGUAUGUUGGGGAGCUGAUUGAUGAAGAAGAGUGCCGAGCCCGAAUCCGCUAUGCUCAGGAGCAUGACAUCACCAAUUUCUACAUGCUGACACUGGAUAAGGAUCGAAUCAUUGAUGCUGGGCCAAAGGGCAAUUACGCUCGGUUCAUGAACCAUUGCUGCCAGCCAAACUGUGAGACUCAGAAAUGGUGUGUGAAUGGUGACACUCGGGUUGGUCUCUUCGCGCUUGUAAAUAUCAAAGCUGGAACUGAGCUGACUUUUAACUACAACCUGGAGUGUUUGGGAAAUGGAAAGACAGUUUGCAAAUGUGGUGCCCCAAAUUGCAGUGGCUUCCUGGGAGUACGGCCGAAGAGCCAACCCAGUCUCACUGAGGAAAAGUCCAAGAAGCUAAAGAGACGGCCACAGAUGAAGCGCAGGUCACAGGCGGAGGUCAUGAAGGAGCGAGAGGACGAGUGUUUCAGCUGUGGGGAUGGAGGGCAGCUAGUUUCUUGUAAGAAGCCAGGCUGCCCCAAAGUGUACCAUGCCGACUGCCUCAACCUGACCAAGAGGCCUGCAGGAAAAUGGGAGUGCCCAUGGCAUCAGUGUGAUUUGUGUGGCAAGGAAGCAGCUUCCUUCUGCGAGAUGUGCCCCAGAUCCUUCUGCAAGCAGCACCGAGAAGGCAUGCUCUUCAUCUCCAAGCUGGAUGGACGUUUAUGCUGCACAGAGCAUGAUCCCUGUGGGCCCAACCCGCUAGAGCCAGGAGAAAUUCGUGAGUAUGUGCCGCCCAUAGGGGCACUGGCUAACGGCGAUGACACCCAGCCACCAGAGCAGCCGUCUGCAGAUACAGACCUGAGUGUUCAGUCUUUGGAGAGGCUACCUCAGUCCGUGGCCUUCAGACUGCAGACAUCAGACAAACCCCCUGCUACCCUAGCCCUGAGGCUGCCACCAUCAGACAAACCCCCCACAACCCUAGCCCUGAGGUUGCAGCCAUCAAACAAGCCCCCCACCACCCUGGCCCUGAGGUUGCCUCCACCAGACAAACCGCCUGCCACCCUGGCACUGAGACUGCCACCAUCAAACAAACCCCCCACUACCUUGUCACUGAGGCUGAAGCCAUCCAACAAACCCCCUACCACCCUUUCACUCCGGCUGCAGCCUUCAGACAAACCUCCUACCACCCUGUCGCUCUGUUUGCAGCCUUCAGACAGGCCCCAGGCUGCCCUGUCCCUAAGGCUGCAAUCAGAGAAGCAACCCAUCGUUGUAGCGCUGAGGUCUCAGCAGCCUGACAAACCUCCCACCAAUGCAGUGCUGUGGCCACUGGAUGAGUCUCCUAGCGACUCCUCACAGCCUCAUCUGCCAAGCAAAUCUCCUCCGGGAACUCCGCAGUCAUCAGACGAGUCACUUGUUACUGCUGGUGACCUGCAGCUCCAGCUAUCGGACAAGCCUCCUGCCACUGCUGGGGUUUUGGGGUUCUCAGACAAGUCUCUUGUUGGCAUCAGGACCCAGCAGCCUCAGCUGCUGGAUGAGUUUCCAACAAAAUGCCUGCAUCCUCAACUGUCGGACAGACUUCUCACCACUGCUGGGACCCUGCAGUCCCAGGCAGUGGAUGAGCCUCCUGUGGCCAAUCAGCCUCAGCUGUUGAAUAAAGCUUCUGCUCAGAGUCCACAGCCUCAGUCUGUGGAAAAGGCUCCCAGCUCUGUAAAGCCACGUGUCCCAGCAUCUGAGGAGGCUCCUGGCCCUGGGGUGCUGUGGCCUCUGCCCAUUGAAAAAGUUGCCAGCUCCUCAAUCUCACGGAUCCUGCCCACGGAGAAGGUUCCUGGAUCUGGGGUGCCACGGCCCCUGUUUCCGGAAAAAGCUUCCUUCUCCGGAGCUGUGCGGCUCCCAGCCAUGGAGAAGGCUCCCAGCUCUGGGAUGCCACGUCCCCUGCCUUUGGAGAAGGCUCCUGCAUCAGGGAUGUCACGGAUCCUACCCACAGAGAAGGCACCCAGCUUAGGUGUACUGCGGCCCCUGCCUCCAGAGAAGGCGCCUGGCUCCAGGUCACCGCACAUCCUGCCAGUGGAGAAGGCUCUCGGCUCAGGGACGCUGCGGCUUCCACUUGUGCAGAAAGCCCUCGCCCCUGGGGUGCUGCGGCCCCUGCCUCCGGAGAAGGCUUCUGGCUCCGGGACACUGCGGGUUCUGACUCCAGAGAAGACUCUUGGCUCUGGAGCGGCCCGGCCUCAGCUGUUGGAGAGGCCCCUCACUCUUGCAGCCCCGUGGCCUCAGGCAUCAGACAAGCUGACUGUGGCUGUAGCUCCUCGGCCUCAAGUUUUGGAUAAGCCUCCAGUUGCGUCAGCUCCAAGGCUGUUGCUGUCUGAGAAGGCGCUGCGGCCCGUCGACCAGAACGCUCAGCCGAAGGAGAGAGGAGCCACUGCUAUAGAGGUGAAUCCCCAGCAGAAAGAGAGGACCAUGUUACCUGGUGAGCAAAUCUCUUGGUCUGCUGGGAAAGCAGCGACGCAUGUCGGACAGGUACCUUGGCCUACGGAGAAACUACAGACACAUGAGCAAAUCCACUGGCCCGCUGCAAAAGCCCUGACGCCUGCAGAGCAGUCUCCUCGGACAGCAGAGAAACUACCAGAGCCGACUCUUCAGCCUGGCUGGGAAGUGGCUUCAGCCCCCGCAGAGCAAACCCCUUGGACAUCAGAAAGGUUGCAUGCAUUUGAGCAGACCCCUCGGCCUGCCAGGGAAGCGCCAGUGUCCCCAGAGCAGACGCAGUGGAUUGUCAGGAACGUUCAGACAAUUGACCAGAUUUCUUGGCUGGCUGGAAAAGUACAGACUCCUCGGGGGCAGGACCCUUUGCCUGAACAAAACACAGCGCUAGCCCAUAACCAGGAUUCUGUCUGUCAUGAAUUGGCUGACUCAGAGCCAAAGUGAGGUUGGUGAAUAUGGGAGGCAGGUUUCAGUCUUUUAAUGUUUAGGGAGGGGGUUAUUCUUUGUGUUUUCUUUUUUUAUUUUUAUUCACUUCCCUGAGCCCAGCCCCUAACCCAUGCACAUCCUAUCCAUAUUCUCUCAUGACAUGAGCAAGGACAUUCACUUAAGUCUGAGUGUGGCCCAGCCAAGGGGAGAGAGCAUCCGUGACCUUUUCCUCUUCCUUUUGCAAAUGGUAAAGCUGAAAUAAAGAGUCCACUCUGGAUAAAAUCUGAAAUUCCAUUGGAAUGGUCACAUUACUGAUCCAGCAUGUUCAAGCUCCACGUCUGAUUCAUAGGUGGGUUCCCAAGUGCAGCUAGGGGGCCCUUUCUUCUUACUGUGUUUAGAGGGAGCAGAUUGGUUAGGCUGCCCUGGAAUUGGAUCAGAUGGUGAGCAAUCAGUUGUAUUCCCUUGCUAGACUCUGUAGAAGCAGGGAAGGGGUUUAUCUGUGGUCUGCCCAGUUCUCUGUCCCUCCAGGGUUUUGCUUUGCAAGGUUUGUCCAUACGUUCACUGGGAUGUGCUGCGUGCAUGGUUCACUGAAGGACAGGUAUUGUCUCCAGCUGAGUUAGGAGAGGAGCCAGCUGCACCCGGUUUGUGCAGUUUACUCCAGCAAUAGGCAAUAUCCAUUAAGGCUCCUUUAUACAAAGCUGCGACUGUCUAGGCCCAAGAAACGGGAAAUCUGAAGGAGGUCAGAGGAAAGAGAGAUUUUGGAAGAAGCCAUCUGGCAGUUUUUUCAUUCUUGUGUCUUAAUCCUUUAGCACAGGACACGCAGAGUGUUUCCUGCACUUGAAAACAUUGUUACCUGUAAAGCAGCAAUAGCAGAGUAGAGCAGAGUGAAUUUCCCCAAGGUGCUGUGCGCCACCCCUGCAGGGUGUCGGUGCUCCCUUUGAAAUUUCCAUCUAGUCUCUUCUUGACUUCUGUCAUUACCAUGAGCCAGCAAACUAAGCGGUCUUUUCUUCGCUUGUCUCUGACGUGUUCAGGACACGUGUUCGCAUCAUAUCUGGUCUUCCCAGCAGAGUGAUGCACUGCAGAGCUGCAAGUGAAGCCUGUGUCAUUCGCUCUGCAGCACAGAGGCAAGAAUGCUGUAUCUGUUUCGGGACCCAUCUCAACACCUUCCCCUUGGGUAGCUUCUGGCUUAACUCAUCUACAACCAAAGGAGACUUGAAUUAACUGGACUGUAUUGGUGUGUGUGUGUGUGCGUGUGUGUGCGCGCGUGUGUGUCCUUCCAACUGAAUAGUAGUUCUCACACUGGAACACGGUGGGCUCUAGCAGCUGGCUAGCAUUCUUUUUUCCUCUUCUCCCUUUUACAGUUAAGGAGUUGUUUUGUACCUGGUGGUUGUCAGGCUGGUGUCCAGACUAGGCCUGCUGAAAGCAGUUCAUUACUUGAGUGCUGAGGCAGAAGUUUGCUUUGCUGUGACGCUCGUGAGGCAAGCGGUAGAACCAGGGACCGAAGGAGUGGCACCUUGUGACACCGGCCACCACCGCCCUCGCGGACAGGAGGAGGGCAGGCAUCCCCGGGCAGCGCUGCCCGGGUUUGAUCGGGUUCGGUAUCCUGCCAUCAGGAAGCGUUGCUGACCAGCACACUCUCCCACUCUCACAACACAUUACCUCUGUGAUUUGCCUGAGCUCGCGAGUCCCGCAGCCGUGGAUUGCUCUGUGCCAGCCACUCGACUUUUGUACAGCUCCAGUGUAUCCUUCUAGGUCCAGGCAGAUCUGUAGAUCUCCCCUCCAAGGGAGACUUUAGCUCUAGGCUGACCCUUUCCUCCUGACUUGGGAGCAGGUGGUCGUUAGCAUUUGGCUUGCAAGUGCUUGCUGCUCCCGGAGCCGGAUGGUCUUUAGCUUUGCAGUGUUCUAUGAAGGGAGACAGACACUUGUACCAAGACAAAUCCUGAUCCAUUCUCCUUUCCUGCUGUGCGCACCCAAGACAAUGUCCUGCUGUAAAGGCUGGGUGUGCUGGGCAUGAGGGGACAUUACCAGUACUAUGGUGCAUCCCUUCUCUAGUCCGAAUCAUUUCAGAUCCUUUGUAGAAUAGCUAGCGACUUUGAAAAGCUUUAUGGCUUAUGGAAACUUACUGUUUAAUGUUGUUUUUCCGGGAAGACUGGCAGGUCAAUUCCUGCUUGCUGCUGAAACUGGGGAAAUGCAAGCAGCUUGUGUUUCUGCGUGACUCCUGCACAAAGGGAAUCAGGACAACUCCUCAGAGCCAUUGAGAGAGAAGAUAUACUAAGGGCAUUUAUUAACUUUUUUUAAACAAAAUAAAAAAUGGUAAUGAGGUUCAGUAUAUUAAGUAUUUAUCAUGUGUGAGAAGGAAAAUAAAUCUUGAAUUUACAUUUAUAGGCCUUCCCAUGAGCUGGACUUAGUCAUGUAGAUUGUGUAAGUAGGGUUACCUCCGUGCCAGCCACCCAGCCAGCUACAGCUGUAACCAGAAAGGUAUCUGCACUGCUCUGUCCAACUCCGCUUUGCAUUGUCAUGUGUUAACUAGUUAUUUGUUUCAUGAAAAAUAAACUGUGAAUAUUUUUGGUGCAGGCUAUUUUAAAUCUGUAUAAUGGAGAAGUUCUCAAUGAAUUCUCGUAAGUGCAGGUUUGAAAAAAUUACUUCUAUAAGUCAUGUGUUCAAAUAAUAGGGUGAGGUUCACAGCAGCAGAAGCCUUUCACACAACACAGCAAGCUGUUAUCUAAAAACUUGUUUUGAACAGUGAACGUAGAUUGAACUGUUGCAUGGCGUUUCCAACCCACAGCCUUAUUCCUUGCAUCUGACUGUACCCCACCUCUCUUCUUGUCUCCCUUCAUGCCUUUUCCAUGAGGAACCAGUUUUCCAGCUUGCUGCCUUCCUUGCUACGUGUUGGAAAGUUGACUUCAACAAAGCUGGGAGGCUGCUCAGUAGAACAUGACCUGGCAUUGGGAAAUGUCAUUGAAGGAGGACGCCAACAAGCUGUCAUUCCCUCCCAGCCCUCGUGGUCCCCUGGGUAAUGUUUUGUCAAAUCAGGAGGGUUUCGUAGAUGUGCCCAGGGCUCGCAGAGGGAGAAUUCAUGCUUUUAGGAAUAACUGACUGUGCUGGGUCACCUCAGCAAAAUGGGCAAGGCCUGAAAAGGCAGGGAGAUAGGUCCCUCUAGGCCAGACUGAGAGACGUGCUCUGCUUUUACCAGCCUCUCUUUCAUCUGGAGGUGAACAAUGUGAUCUCGGGGUGGCAGACAGCUUCAGGAGACAAAACCCAUGUGAAGAAAACGUGGGCUUCUUCAGCACUUGAGGGGACGCUUACUGUUUGUGGUAGCUGGUAGCACUUCCUUGGAGGAGGAGAGGGCGAGGUGCGUACUGGCGCUCCUUCGGUUCAGUUUCUGAAGUUCAUUGCUGCCUUUCAGAGUCUUGUCAAUUUGAAUCGCUGCAUGUUUUUAACGUAGAAGGAAGCGGCAGGUAACGCAGUGCCCUGGCAGAACGUUAAUGCAGGAGGGAAGCUGCCGGUGUGAGCCCACGACGCGGUAUGCAGGAGGUCCUGCACCACGGGAGAUGGCCGGCACCGUGCUGCCAGCAUGGGAGGGGAGCUGCCUUUGCUGUCAGGCUCUAGCUCCGCAACUAAGGCCAGGGCACUUUCUUGGAUAGUUGAAGGGAUCUGAUCUCCUGGCCACAAGUGGUCUCAGAUCAGAUGUUAUUGCGCACAAGGUGGAGGAGAGAGGACUCUUGUGUUAACGUGCUGCCAUGGAGAGUUUACAAACACAGCCGAGGGUAGUUGUCAUUUCUGCUCAGCUCUGCGUCCCUCUCCGUAGCAUCCUGAGGAUGCUCAUGGAAACCUCCCAGUAACAGUCCACUUGUAAAAACAUCUGUGACUUCCCACCGCUCUGCUGGGGGCUGAAACGGUGUGCUGCCUGUGGGAUGGCCGAGCUCGGAGCAGCGUGUAGUGAUGGCUUCAUGGCAGCUGCGGUCACAGCCCCACCGGCUGGGGCACCGUGGUGCCCACUUCAACAGCAAUUUGGGCAAAGUGGUCUCCAUUCACCUUUGCUGAUAGAGGAGCUCUUCUGAGGGAUGAUAGUGCAGUCAUGGACUUCAGGGGACAAGAUCUGCCCGCCAAAAGUGGCAGGAGGAGAGCUGCAGAGGAGGAAGGGGUACGGGGUGUGUGUGCAGGAGAGGAGCAGGACACUGGCUACCGUCUUGCUCGGCUCAUCCCGUUUACACCAGUUACACGUUACACUCAUACUGGUCGCUGCCAGCCAGGGCUCUGGUGAACCUGGCAUAAAAGUGACCAUUGCAAGGGAUAAUCCCAUACUGUGUCUCUUCAGAUACUAACUAGCUCACGGUAGCAUUCUUUAUUACUGUUCUCAAGUUAAAACUUCUCCUAUUUAAAAAAAAAUAAAUAACAGAUUCAUUUCCAUGCACAAACUAUCCAGAUAGUACUGUGGGAGCAUGCGUUAUAAUUUAGGAUUUAACCCCCUCCCCCCACAGGCUCAGGCUUGGCUUUAAAGGUGGGGGCAGUAUUAAAAUUCAAGAGAUCAACUAUAUGGUUAAAUCUAAAGAGCAGCAACAUAUUAAGGUGAGAAGAUGUGGAGUUAGGGUGCUGGAAAAGCUUUGACUGUUUAAUUGAAAAAAGAAUAAUAAAGAAAAAUGAGCCCUAACCCUAACGCAUCUUGCCAGCUGGUUUAACCUGAGCGCAGUUGGUGUAUGUUGCUUGUACUUGGACGUGGUAGCCAGCAGCACUGCAGGGCAGAGGAGAGUUUGUUUGAGAAACCUCAGACCUUCAACACCUUCAGUUUAUUUUUAAUUUCAGCCUUAACUUCUGACUUUGCUUGAUGUUUGGAAUAACCGUAAUUGUAACCUGCUUGUAAUGUGCUUUGCCCUAAAUUACUGAUGAGUCUUUCAGCCUUUGCCAGCGAGUGAAUGUUAAAGCAAAGUGUCAAACUGUGCAGCUACUCUGAAAGGAAGCUACAGAGGCGGCCGCUGGGCUCAGCGAGUUCUCGUGACGUGGUUUGAUCGCCCGAGCUUUGUCCACACUAGUUACUCCGUGCGAUGGUGACACCCCAGCUGAGGCGUUUGCAAGCAAGAGGUGCUCACUCUUGCAUCGGCACAGCCUUGCUGAUGGGCGCUCUGGGUUCCCAGGCCCUGGGAGACGGGACUCCGUAGUUUGGGGACCACUCUGCCGCUUGUCUGGCGUCAGCCAAGACUUGCCUGUGCGGUGGUGACGGGGUGGCAGUGCCCUCAGUUAGCAGGAGGUAGGAGAUGCCUGUUUGUGCUUCGGGGUCUCCUGAAGUGAAGUCAGGCGUGGGUGCUCUCCAAGCACGGUGGCAGUAUGGUGUACGUGAACUUGGGCUAGAGAAGUGGCGGUGAUGGACAGUCCCUACAGCACUGAAUCUACCUCCAAGGGAAAUCUCGAGAAAUUGAUGAUGCUAUGUCCUAUUUCAAGGUAAAGUUUUAAUCAGUUUGCCCUUGGCUAAGUACUUGGGCUAUUGUGGUGCUAUUGUAAAACGUUUGGCAGCUUAGCACGGUAGGGCUGAACUCACAGCUCCUAGCCCCUGGGCUGGAGUUUUUGUCAGCCGAAUCCUGUCCCCGGAUAGCUGGGGCUUGGGCUUUGGUGUGUGUGACAGAAACAGGACAAGGCAUGUCUCUUAAGCUUGGAGAGACUCAAUUCCUUUGAUUUAUGAUGGUUUUGAGACUCAAACCAGCGUGCCAGUGGGGCCCCAUUAGUGUAGAGAGCGAAUGGAGCCACAUGAAGCAAGCCAGGCGUCUAACUGCAUGUUCUUUGUGUCUGUUUGGUACUGAGCUGGUUUCAGUUUUUGGGUUUUUUUUUUUCUGAUGUUUCCUAGUUGUUGACUUCAAGAAACUGGGUUUUGUGUAUUUUUUUUAGACACUGGGAACUUAUUAAAAGGAAAAGCAGCAGCACCAGGAGGCUCAAGGUGAAGCAAGGCUGAGGGUUUGCCCUGGCCAGCACGGGUGGGAGCGAGGUCGGUGCAUCGGCCAUGGUUCAGGCUGGCGCGGGGGCACACAGGGAGCAGCGGUGCUGGUGGCUCUCCCCCCCUGCCACAAGCAGGGGGCAGCCUGGCCGCGGAGCAGCACUGCAGCCCGGGGUGGGCGAGCGGGCGGCUGGGCAAGGGGGUGCCCUGGCUGCCCUAUGUGGAGCGGAAGGGAGCAACGCGGGGUGCGGUUGGCCAGAGCCGCUCUGAAGCAUUAGGCGGGAGGCUUGGUAGGAGCUAACGCUGGUGUCUGCGCCUGAGACUGCUCCUCUGCGUUUCAGAGCAGCAGGACGUGGGGCUGGCGGGCAGCGCCGGGGGCUGAGAGCACAGCCCCGGCAUCGGGGGAGGCAGAGGGCCAGCAUCGGCGCGGAGGAGGUGGCGUUGCGGCGGUCACUGCUUGCCAGCCAGGCCCAGGGUCUGCUGCCUGCCGGGAGGUGGCGGAGGGGAAGCUCUCGCAGGGUCCCAUUUUUCAGGCUUUGCUGAAGGAAAACUUGACUGCGGCGUGGGCGCCCGGCCGCCGAAGGGGCCCACUGGGGGCUGGCUGGAGCCGCGCGCCCGCCAGGGUGGUGUCUGGGGGCGAUGCCGGACGUGGGUGCUCCUGGGAGACGUGUAGCUGCUCAGAGCUGUCCCGGUCUUGUCCGUCAGUUCCAAGCGGAGGAUGCCAGAGCGGGUGAGAGAAACCUACAUAUUUCCAGCAUGUAUAUUAUUUUUAGAAGAGGGAGAGGGGAGAGUCUUGGACCAUUGAUUACUUUCAUUUUGCUCCCCUUAGACUGUUGGCUGUGUAUGUGAAACUUAUAAUGAAAAGAGGGUUGCCCUGCCCAGGUGCUCCCAGAACAUGUACUGUAAUUCUUUGUAUAUAGAAGAAAAAUUACUGUAAAGUAAAGUUUAACUUUACUCUCGA